AGUACACACGUUUUAUUUUCAACUUAUGUCUGCAACGGCACCACCUCCUGUGACCCUCAUGUGCUGCCGUCCUGGGUCUAAAAGCAAAAUUACCCCGGAUCAUAACAACAGGUCCCGUCCAUUACAUUUUUUUUUUUCCUCGGGACAAUGGCCGCAGCUCUCCCUAUUCACACUCACUACACACACGGAUCCCACCGAGCAGAGCACGGAGUCGACACUGUAGUACGCGCUGAGGGGCGUAAACUGCUGGAUAUGUAAAUAUGGGUAUUUAUCAAAGCGCAUAUUAAUGAUAUGUACUCCGGACUAUUUUAAACUCCCACGUGGAGUUUUCCUUUGCUUAAGUUGACAAGUUUGUCCGCUCACGCCGAUCUUUAGCGUGCGUAAAGUUGUGCGUAAUUUGUGCGUAAAGUUGUCCUUCAUACGUUGCAGGGCAAAAUGAAGAUAUCACUGCAUUAUUUAUGAUCCUUACAACUUUUAUAGUGACAAUAUACAUACUCUUUCGAGGCAGUUUGUUUUGUAAUCGCAUAAUCAAAGUGGGAAAUUGCUGUUUCAUAGCCGCGCAGCCUUUGUUCACUGCAACAAAAGAAAGACGACUGUAUAUCUGGAUCAACUUUUUUAGGACUUUUAUCGUACAAUAACCUUUGCAUAACAACUAUUUUUCUCAAGCGUUGCCAGAGGCACUGCGCAUGCGUGCUGGCUGCGUGCUGUCACUAAGACAUUUUUCUUCACGUUGGAAACUGUCACUGGUGACGUCAAUCACCGAGCUCUGACCAAUUAGAGCGCAGGGUGAUUGUUUAGCUCCACGGGCUGCUCGCCUACCAUGAAUCUCUAUUCAGUAUCAAAGCGUCCUGCUGCUGCCUCUCAACCGAAUGGGAUUCCAUGUAGUCUGCAGAUAGACUUAACUUUAUAAAGUUUUUUUUUUUUUAUUUUUCAUUGCGAUUAAAAUAUAUUUGUCAUCAUCAUUAUUAUUUUGCCUGCUGUCAAGUUAUUCUAAAAUUAGGAAGUAAUGAGCGUGGAUGCAUUGGGAAGCCCCGUGAUGGACCCUACGUUUUCCAAACGGAACACGGCGCUGAGAUUAGUUGACUUGGCAGGGGCUCACCACCAUCACCAUCAUCACCACCAUACCCCUCAGAGCGUGACAGGCUUCCCGGGGUUCAGCAGCCAUCCACACUCAAUGGCUCACUCGCACCCUGGGGAGAUUACUGCGGAACCCCGCCUGGGGCCGAGUCCAUUCGGGCCAGAACACAUGGGGCACUCCGCGGCCCUCAAAAUCAGCCCAGCCCAUCAUUAUCCCCACCACCAUCACCACCACCACAAUCAUCACAUGGCAGGCCACAGUGAAGUGGUCUCCAGUCAAACGGGAGCUUUUGGCCCGGUUCAGGCGACAUCGGUCCCCUAUUCCAUGUCUCACACGGCCCAGGCUUUAUCCGCAGGUAGGGAUUUCCUCAUCCGGAGAGAUCUGACAGCUCAAGCCAUGCCAGUACUGACUGACCAGACUGCUGGUUCAGCCUCUCACCACGGAAUGUUUGUCUCAACAACAGGUAGCUAUCCCGGACACUAUGGUCAUCACCCUGACGCUGGGAACCAUACCCUCUUCUCCGGACUCCAUCACGACCAGCCUUCAAGCGGAUCACCGGGUGGCCAAGCGUUGAAUGGACAAAUAAGGUUAGGACUACCUGGAGAAAUGUAUGUUAGGUCUGAUCACUUGAGUCAAGUGGCAAGCUCCAGGGCUGAUCCGUUCUCCGCCUCGCCUUUGCAUGGCUACGGUGGUCUGAAUCUGAACAUGAAUCUUAGCGCUCACCACCACCACGGAGCCGGGGCUUUUUUCCGCUACAUGAGGCAGCCGAUAAAGCAAGAGCUGAUUUGCAAGUGGCUGGAGCCGGAGCACUCGCCGAAGAAACUUUGCUCCAAAACUUACAGCACCAUGCACGAACUCGUAACGCAUGUGACGGUGGAGCACGUUGGAGGACCAGAGCAGGCGAACCAUAUAUGUUUUUGGGAAGAGUGUCCGAGGGAAGGCAAACCAUUUAAAGCCAAGUACAAACUUGUAAAUCACAUUCGAGUUCACACCGGGGAGAAACCGUUUCCAUGCCCGUUCCCUGGCUGUGGGAAAGUGUUUGCAAGAUCCGAGAACCUUAAGAUUCACAAAAGGACGCACACAGGUGAGAAGCCCUUCAAAUGUGAGUUUGACGGCUGCGACAGACGCUUCGCCAACAGCAGUGACCGGAAAAAGCACUCCCACGUCCACACCAGCGAUAAGCCCUACAACUGCAAAGUGAGAGGCUGCGAUAAGUCCUACACACACCCCAGCUCCCUGAGGAAACACAUGAAGGUGCACUGUAAGUCCCCCCCGCCCAGUUCAGGCUACGAGUCGUCCACCCCGUCCCUGGUCUCCCCCUCCUCAGACUUGGGCCGGGAGCCAGGGGGCUCCUCGGUGCUGUCGGAGCCGGUGGGAGCCUCCCAGCCCGCGAAUUUAAGUGAAUGGUACGUGUGCCACAGUUCAGGUGCCAGCGGCGCCCAGACACCACCCAGCGAGCCCUCCACACCCGACCCCACAGACGAGCCACCUUACAGAAACCCAGAGCCGAGGGACGCGUUUUAACCCAAUUGGACUCACACACGGCGACAGAAGUGACAGAACACAUUUUCAGAAGCUUAACUAUUAAAAAUAGUCUGGCUUUGGUGCCUCCUAUUUGCCUGUGAAGGUCCACUGGUCCCCCACUUUUUUUUUUUUUUUUUUGGAUGAGCCACCAAACAGACGCGUUAUAACCACAUUGGAAGGAAAGAGUGCAAACCCUUAAAGACGUGCUAACUUCCAGGCACGAUAAAAGAAUAUAUUUUCAAACCUCAGCUAUUCAAAAUGGUUGGCUCAGUGCCUGUACGCCCUGACGGCCCACUGGUCCACUUGUGGAGAGAGUCGUGUAAAUCCGUUAGACUAUGUGGUACAUUAUUGUAGGCUAGGCAUGUUGGUGUAAAAUUAUUUUGUAAAUUCCAGUUUUGACUUCAAUAUGUUUUUAUUUAUUUUUCAAUCUGAUAUUGAAGGAUUUUUGUAUUAUCGAACCAAAGUGCAUGUUUCAAUUAGGGCAUAAAUGUACAUUUGUAAAUUUUGUAAGUUUCGAUGUGUUGAUGUUGAUAGUUUUGGAGGGAUCUGUCUUUGAGCAGCUUCUUGUUGAUAACUGCAGUUAUUUGUACAAAACAUUUUAUGUUUACAUCACCCCCCCCCCCCCACCCCCACCCCAUUUGUGCAGAAGGUCAACAAUUGAACUGUUUCAUACGCCUGCAGUAUUUGCUAUACAACCGUGAAAUUCUCAAUGUUUUAUCAAAGUGGGCAUUUUGUGAUUUUUGUAUCAUUGUCGUCAAUUUUUUUUUUUUUUCAUUUUUGAAUAUUUGAACUCGCGCCACUCAAAAUGCGUACCGAAUUGCCUUGUAAUUUGUGAGUAUUUUGAAUAAAUCUUGUAUGACAAAAGUGAAAUCGCUGCUGAGCCAGUGAGGUUUAUGAAAUUUAAGUAUCUUCAGGGGAAUAUGUGUAACAUUUAUUUUAUGACACUAAACAGGUGUUUAAAAAAAUAUAUUUUCCGUAAAAAAAAAAAAAAAAACUGUUGCUUCCUUACACGCAGCUUGUUUGUAAAGUCCAGUAGCUAAAAACAUGUCCAAGUCUGCUUUUCAGAUGCAGAGAAAACUGCUAAAAUUCUAAGAAAUAAAAUUUAAUGAAAGGUCUUUUCUAGAACAUUUAAAGUUUUAUUUCCCAAAGUGUUUCUUGGUUAAAAAAAAAAAAAGAAAAAAGAAAGAAAGGAAAAAAAAAAAAAGGAGGACUUAAAUUGUGCUCCACUUGUGUUAAGUCUUACUUUCUCAGCUGAGCUGUGGUUUGAUGCAGACGUGGGCAGAGUUUGAUGAAAGGCUACAAUAUUCUGAUCCAGACUUCAAAGAGCAUUUCGUACAAAGAGCCAUUUUUUCACGACGGUGAAUCCUCAUGGUGAAUUAAGAUUUCUAUAGCAAUAGCCAAGUCAAACUCAAAUGAUAUGGGGCCAAGUCCGUGGACUCAAAAGCCCGCUCUAAAGAAUGUAAUAUUUGCUUCCCAUGGGGUCGGAAACGGUAAUCUAUGUCCUUUAUAUUGCAGACUGGGGCAGUAUAAAGAAGAAAAAUAUAUUCUUUUGCUCUGGGCCUACUUUACGACAAUCAAAGGAGAAGCCGCUAAAACGCAGUUGUCCCACACCAUAAUAGACUUGCACUGCAAGAGGAGCGAGCUACUCAAUGGGUAAAUUUUAACCAGAAUCAUAUUUUAGCCUCAAUACAUGAGAUAUAAAAAACUAUAAGAGCUUGGCUGCCUGUAAAGAUAAGUGCAAAUUUCAACAACAGAUGUAUAAAUUAAUUAUUUCAGCUUUAAACAGACAUAUCAUUUUUUUAGUAGUGUAUAUAAAACGAAACUUGUGAAUUAAAAAAAAAAAAAAAAAAAAA
Messenger RNA from Seriola aureovittata, 4455 nucleotides. RefSeq names its product zic family member 4 (gene zic4). Gene Ontology annotation, biological process: regulation of transcription by RNA polymerase II; central nervous system development. Lineage: Eukaryota; Metazoa; Chordata; Actinopteri; Carangiformes; Carangidae. Gene Ontology annotation, molecular function: DNA-binding transcription factor activity, RNA polymerase II-specific; RNA polymerase II cis-regulatory region sequence-specific DNA binding. Gene Ontology annotation, cellular component: nucleus. The transcript has 2 exons. Bases 1007 to 2602 code for a protein of 531 amino acids. The record is from RefSeq and is a predicted model, not a curated record.